Molecule: messenger RNA, 2250 nt
Organism: Striga hermonthica
Lineage: Eukaryota; Viridiplantae; Streptophyta; Magnoliopsida; Lamiales; Orobanchaceae
Source: the annotation of a GenBank genome assembly
AUGGACCCACAUUUUCCGGGGCCCUUCAGUUCUUCAGACGAAUUCCAGCCGGAAAAUCAGUUCCCCGGUCGAAAACAUUCCGGCAGCCCAUCAGUCGAUAUCAGCUGUCUGAAUCAUAAGUUAGCUCACGGGCAUUCGUUCCAAGAACGGAGACAUGAAGAGCCACAUUUUCCAGGUUCUAAAACUUCCACCGACUUAUUUGUCGAUAGAGCCGAGGAUGAAGAUAACGAUGAUCAUCGAUAUUUUUCGGACAGCGUUUUGAGGUACAUUGAUCAGAUGCUCAUGGAGGAGGAGGAUUUGGAGGAUAAUAUCCACAUGCUUCACGAGUCUCUCGAUUUUCGGUCCAAAGAACGAUCUUUUUACGAGCUGCUCGGACAAAAAUACCCUCCGUCCCCGGACAGUCGAUAUGUCGAAACACCUCACAACAAUCAGUACUCUAGUGAUGAUGUGGCGAAAAGCCCGGCUCGGUUCGAAAGUACUCUCACGAAUUCCGAACCCUUCUCGCCAUCUUCCGACGCGAGUCGAGCCAUUUGGAGCUUUAGAAAGGGAUUUGUCGUUGCUAGCAAGUUCCUCCUCGGCAAAAAUGACGAUCGACCCGGCGAAAUUAGUGGCUCAGGCGCGGGAAGAACGAAUCCCGAAGCCAUGGGAAAGAAGAAUAUAAACCGCCACGCGGACAAAAAUGACCUCGAGGAGCAUAGGAGAAGAACCAAAAUCCCGGCAAUUUACGACGCGGAUUCCGAUGAUGUUCCCGUGGAGGAAUUCGACAACCUUUUGCUCUUCACGCGCGGCGAAAGCGAACGGAAAUUCUUUGCCUAUAGAGAGGAGCUCAAGCACGCGGGUAGCAAAAACGAGCUUCCGAACCAGAGGUCGAAGAAAAAGAAGAAGAAGAAGAAGAAGAAAGAAGAAGAUGAAAAAUUGGUCGACCUGAGGACCCUCCUAAUCGGGUGCGCGAAGUCCAUUGCCGCAGACGAUUGGGCCACCGCGAAAGAGCUGCUCGAGCAAGUCCGGUCCCACUCGUCGCCACAUGGCAACGGGGACCAGCGGUUGGGCCACUAUUUUGCCGACGGGCUCGAGGCCCGACUGACCGGUACCGGCAGCGAGGCCCAAAAGUCCCUCAUCGGGAAACGGGCCACGGCCUCCAGCUUCCUCCGAGCCUACUACACGUACCUAGCCUCGGCACCUUUCGUCAUACUCUCCAGCUUCCUCGCGGGCAAGACGAUACAAUUCAAAUCGGAGAAAGCCGCGCAGAUCCACGUCAUCGAUUUCGGCAUAAUGUACGGUUUCCAGUGGCCCACUUUCAUCCAGCGAGUAGUUGAGCAGGCAGGUGGGCCCCCGAGUCGGAUCCGGAUCACGGGCAUCGACUUCCCUCAGCCGGGCUUUCGACCCGCGGAGCGGGUCGAAGAAACGGGCCGACGGCUGGCCCGUUACGCGGAGAUGUUCGGCGUCCCGUUUGAGUACCGGGCCAUAGCGCGAAAAUGGGAGACUAUAAAACCGGAAGAUUUCGAAAUCGAGGAAGGGGAGUACGUGGUGGUUAGUUGCAUGUAUCGGGCGGGGAAUCUCAUGGACGAGACAUUCGCCGGGGAAAGCCCGAGGGACGCGGUGUUGGGCCUUGUGAGGAGGGUAAAACCGGAAUUUUUCGUGCACGGGGUGGUGAACGGGAUUUACGGGGCCCCCUUUUUUGUGACCCGGUUCAGGGAGGCUCUGUUUAGCUACUCGUCGAUUUUCGAUAUGUUGGAGACAAGCAUACCGAGGGAGAAUACCGACCGGUUGCUUCUCGAGAGGGACGUGUUCGGAAAGGAGGUUAUGAAUGUGGUAGCGUGUGAGGGAUGGGAGAGAAUCGAGAGGCCCGAAACGUACAAGCAAUGGCAUGUGAGACAUUUGCGGGCCGGGUUGGAGCAAGUGGAGUUCGACAGGAGGUUGGUGGAUAGCGCGGUUUCGAAGCUGAGUAGAUACUACCAUCGGGAGUUUGUGGUGGACGAGGAUAACCAGUGGCUUUUGAUGGGAUGGAAAGAGCGAAUACUUUACGCGUUAUCAUUAUUUGUGAAGAAAAAAAUGGAAGCACAGGAAGAAUGUACAACCCCUAAGAGCCACGAGCACCGGAUUCCGGCGGCACUCGUCUGCCCUCCGCCGCCGAGAAAGAAAAACGGGCGGCGGACGAGACGGCCGGAGCCGGAAAACGGGUAUUUCCAGUCGCCGGAGGUCGAAAAAGUUUCUAAAUCCGGCUGGUCGGAGCAGAGGCGAUUGGGCUGA